CAAGAAAUCUGCACUCAGAGCUGCUGCGAGAAUGCGCCCAUUCCCCAUUCCACCAGGGGUACUGCACGCCAGGGUUGGCUGCAGACAAAUCUAAACCCCAACCUUGACCCAAGAUCAAGUCUGGCUUCUCGGCCCUUCCCUGGAAAUGCUUGGCCUUCCGGAGAUUGUGGGCACAUGUGGGAUUAACGUGCGAAUGCCUUUUUUGCUAGGCCGUCGAACUAAGCCGUUCUCUCCGUGCAACUGUCAGCGUCCUGAUGACAAUCAUGGACUAGAAAAGAAGAUUGCCGCCCUGCAUCCUGCUAGGAAUUGUAAACUCGUUCCUCCAAGCCAAGCCACCUUUGUGUCUCCCAUUUUGUCAGGAUGAAGUUUUCAACCCUUGCACUUCUGGCCAGCAGCCAGACUGUCGUCUCUGCCUCUGUCCUAAAAAGCCGCGCUUCGCCAAGUGCAUACGUCUCAUCCUCCGACCGGAAGUAUAAUCUGAGCCCAUGGGAUGCGCCUGUUUCCGGAGCGGGUUCGCCUGGCUCUGCAUCUACUUGGUCGCUCAAGAUUGAUGACACGGCUUCCGGCUACAAGCAAAAGGUCACAGGCUUCGGUGCCGCAGUGACAGAUGCCACCGUCGAUGUCAUCAACCAGCUCCCUGCCAACCUCCGCACUCAACUUCUAAACGAGUUGAUGACUGGAGUAGGGGCUGACUUUAGCCUGCUGCGCCAUACUGUCGCAUCCUCGGAUCUAUCCGACGACCCUGCAUACACGUACGAUGAUGCGAGCGGGAACGUGGAUACUAGCCUCAGCAACUUUUACUUAGGUGACCGUGGAAAUGCCAUGGCCGAAUUGUUGGCUGAGAUGAAGGCAUUAAACUCCAACACCAAGUUGCUGGGUUCUGUCUGGGCCCCGCCUGCGUGGAUGCAGCUUGAUAAUGCCUUAUCCGGCACGACUGUCAAUAACAAUUUGAACCAUGACUACGUCGACGCAUACGCACAAUACUUCGUCAAGUAUAUUCAGGCAUAUGCAGACAAAGGCGCCAACGUUGAUGCCAUUACCAUUCAGAAUGAACCCUUGAACAGCCAAGCCACGUACCCUACCAUGUAUGUCUACGCCGACGAGUCUGGCGCACUCAUCCGGGACAAUGUCGGCCCCGCCCUGAGAAAUGCUGGCUUGAAUACAGAAGUUUGGGCAUACGACCACAACACCGAUGUCCCUAGUUAUCCUCAGACGGUCAUUGACCUGGCUUCUGAGUAUGUCAACACUGUUGCAUGGCACUGCUAUGCCUCCAACAACCAAUGGUCUGUGCUCACAGAUUUCCACAACUCCAACCCGAACGUCAAUCAAGUUAUGACCGAGUGCUGGACGUCUUCUUCUGGCACCGGCUGGAACGAUGCCUCGAGCUUCACUCUUGGACCCCUGCAGAACUGGGCUCAAGGUGCAUUGGCUUGGACUCUUGCUACUGAUCAGAAUGACGGACCUCAUCUUUCAACCGGAGGCUGUGACACCUGCCGUGGAUUGGUCGUCGUCAACACUGACACCAAGACGUACGAGUUUCAGGUUGACUACUACAUGAUGGCUCAGUAUUCCAAAUUCAUCCCUCAGGGCGCCACUAUCCUUAGCGGUUCUGGAAGUUACACAUACGACGGUGGCAACGGUAUUCAGUCAGUGGCUUCGCUCAACCCUGACGGUACAAGAACUGUUGUCAUUGAAAACACAUUUUCCAACGAUGUCUACCUCACACUGACCACACAGAGUGGACAGACAUGGAGUGGCAACAUCUACGCUCAAAGUGUGGUCACUUGGAUCUUACCGUAAAGUCUCAUAUUAAAUCACUUUCUAUAGUUCUUGUACAUAAUGCAAACCAACUAUAAUCGUUAGCCCUUCUCUAUUAUUCGCAUUGCCAG
This is a messenger RNA of Truncatella angustata, 1889 nucleotides long. Its product is annotated as glycoside hydrolase family 30 protein. The coding region runs from base 361 to 1800 and encodes 479 amino acids. Gene Ontology annotation, biological process: glucosylceramide catabolic process. NCBI's taxonomy places the organism in Eukaryota, Fungi, Ascomycota, Sordariomycetes, Amphisphaeriales, Sporocadaceae. The transcript has 3 exons. The record is from RefSeq and is a predicted model, not a curated record. Gene Ontology annotation, molecular function: glucosylceramidase activity.